ACACCCAUUACGAAUAACACCGAGACUCUAAAUACCUUCAUCCACCAAAUCGACAAAACCUCACCCGCCCACCUCGAUAUCAUCAACCCAUAACUCGGCAAGCCUAGAUCCAGCUUCAGUCCCUCAUCACCCUUCAAAGAUGACCUCACCCUACACCGUCCUCGUAACAGGCUCUGCCGGCCACCUCGGCGCAGCCCUGAUGCUCUCCCUCCCAUCCCUUGGCCACGUCCCCCACGGCAUCGACAUCCUCCCCUCCCCGACGACAACAACAGUCGGCUCCAUCACAGACCGCGCCCUCAUCGCCUCCCUCCUCGCAAACAACCGUUCCAUAACACACAUCGUGCACGCGGCAACCCUCCACAAACCCCACGUCGACUCCCAUCCGAAAUCAGCCUUUAUCGACACAAACAUCACCGGCACCCUUGUCCUCCUAGAAGCCGCCGCCGCCUGCCUCGACAAAACCACAAGCCACCAGUCUCAGUUACAGUUCCAGUCACGCAUCAAAUCCUUCCUCUUCAUCUCAACAACCUCAACCUUCGGCCGCGCCCUCGCCCCAGCAAAAGGCCAACCCGCUGCCUGGAUCACCGAAUCCGUCACGCCCCUCCCCAAAAACAUCUACGGCGUAACCAAAUGCGCCGCAGAGGACCUCUGCAGCUUAGUUCACCACCAAACAUCCCUCCCUGUCCUCGUCCUCCGCACAUCCCGCUUCUUCCCGGAACCAGACGACGACGAGGACCGCCGCGCCGCCAUGCCCGAUGACGCAAACUUAAAAGUGUGCGAGCUGGCCUACCGCAGAGUCGACAUCGCCGACGUCGUCUCGGCCGUGGUGUGCGGAAUGGAGAGGGCGGAGGGGAUUGGGUUCGGAAAGUAUAUAAUUUCCGCGCCGCCGCCUUUUGUUACCACCGCGACUACUCUGGACGAGAAUGAGGCCGCCGCUGCAGCCCGCUCGACGCUUCUACGCCGCUUGGACUCGGACGCGGGCGCCGUCCUCGCGGAGGUCGUGCCCGGGUGCAAGGCCGUGUUUGAGAAGCUCGGAUGGAGGUUCCUCGACAGGCUGGACCGGGUGUACGAUUCUUCCAAGGCCGUCAGGGAGCUCGGAUGGAGGCCUCAGUGGACCAUGGAAAAAGUUGUUGAGAGGCUUGCGAGGGGGGAGGAUUGGAGGAGUGAGCUGACGCACGAGGUUGGCAAGAAGGGGUACCACGCAGUGUCGACGGGCGUGUAUACUUCGCGUGACUGAAUGCAGAAAGCAUGAUGGCUAGUCAUGGUCAAGUAGGAGGUAAGAUAUGAUUGAAGACGGAAAAUUACAGGUUCUGGUAUUGAAAGGUCUAUAUAUGCUUUCAUGAAAAUAUCCAACGAAAA
This is a messenger RNA of Colletotrichum godetiae, 1359 nucleotides long. RefSeq lists its product as uncharacterized. NCBI's taxonomy places the organism in Eukaryota, Fungi, Ascomycota, Sordariomycetes, Glomerellales, Glomerellaceae. Gene Ontology annotation, molecular function: dTDP-glucose 4,6-dehydratase activity. Bases 140 to 1237 code for a protein of 365 amino acids. The record is from RefSeq and is a predicted model, not a curated record. The transcript has a single exon.